GAAGCUAAAAGAAGAGCAGGCUCAGCAGAUUCUCAGUCAGAUGGAUGCUAUUGGUCUGAGCCCUGAGGCUUUGCUGGAGCUGCAUCAGAAAAGGCAGAAAGAUGGUAAGAAGCCAAUUCCUGAAGAUCAAGUUUCUGAGCCUCCUGGUACCAGCAAGCCUGAAGCUGCAGUUCCUUCUGAGGCUGACAGGGCUGAGUUUGAGUCUUGUGGUCCAGCCACCAAGAAGGCAAGACUUGAAGAGCCCCAGCAGUCUUCUGAGAUGGUGGAGGUCAUUGUUGAGGAGGACCUGAGGGUGUGGCUUAG
Molecule: messenger RNA, 303 nt
Organism: Cladocopium goreaui
Lineage: Eukaryota; Dinophyceae; Suessiales; Symbiodiniaceae
Source: the annotation of a GenBank genome assembly